Oppiella nova is the source of this 318-nucleotide messenger RNA. The record is from the annotation of a GenBank genome assembly. NCBI's taxonomy places the organism in Eukaryota, Metazoa, Arthropoda, Arachnida, Sarcoptiformes, Oppiidae.
UAUGAUAAGAGCAAAGACCCCAACACUCAGAAGAUCAAUGAAAUCAUUUUUGUGCCACAAAUGGAGCUCGAAGUCAUUGAAUACAGCAGUACUGCUGAGACCACUAAUGCCAUAGAAUCUCUAUCGUAUACGAACAGCAAUGACAGCAAUAGUCAGAACAAAAACGGCGACAAAACGCUGAUCGCGUGCGAUAUCUGCGGCAAGAACUUCAGCAAACACUACAUCCAAUCUCAUCGGCGGUCGCACACCGGCGUCAAGCCCUACAAGUGCUCGUACGGCGGGUGUGAGCGCACGUUCACUCAGACCAGUUCACGCAAC